GUUUCGUUUAUUUCAUUUUAUUAACUAUAUAAAGUGUGGACCCACAAUCCCUGGUGAACAGAACCGCAGUGGAUUAUGGAGGUGGCCUGCACGAAUAUAACACAUAAGAAGUCGGUUAGGUGGGCGCCGGAUUUAAGCUCUUUUUUUCGUCUCGAAUGGACAGUUACACAGGAAAGUCGUCACUGAUAUAUCGAUGAUCGUGUAAAUGGGUAACGUUGUGAUUGUUGAAUUAAUGGAGUUCCUGCAGCAAAUCACUCGGUCGUUAAGAUUUGCUCGGGCUGUAGAACUUCCUGCAGAUCCUAAUGCUGCUGCAUAUGUUUUAAUACCAAUGGUCAUAGGAAAUCAACAUAGAUCUGUAUCUGACCUAUUAGCAGCAUCAACUUUUGAUGUUAAUUACCCAUUUGGAAGAGCUCAAAGAAAUCUUUUACAAAUAGCUGCAAAUUGUGGAGCUUAUGAAUGUUUGGUUCUUCUUUUGAGAAAAGGAGCCAAUGUUAAUUAUCAAGAUAUUGCUGGAUGCACUGCAUUGCAUUUAGCAGCACGAAAUGGACAAAAAAAGUGUUUAACAAAAUUAUUAGAAUAUAAAGCUGAUGUAAAUAUACGANGGUCGGCCCGCGAGGACCGACACUACCGUCAGGGCUAA
Centruroides sculpturatus (bark scorpion) is the source of this 640-nucleotide messenger RNA. RefSeq names its product E3 ubiquitin-protein ligase HACE1-like. NCBI's taxonomy places the organism in Eukaryota, Metazoa, Arthropoda, Arachnida, Scorpiones, Buthidae. The transcript is spliced from 6 exons. The record is from RefSeq and is a predicted model, not a curated record. The coding region runs from base 206 to 640 and encodes 144 amino acids. Gene Ontology annotation, molecular function: protein binding.